CUGAUCGGACGGGGCAGCGGCUCCCGGCCGUGACCCCCCGCUCCCCCGCCCAGACCCGGGCGCGAGUCCGAGGCGGCGGCGUAUAAAGAAGCCAGCAUGGCUGAGACCUCGCCGCCGCCCACCGCCGGCGCCGAAAGUUGCAACGAGGAGCCGGCGAAGGGCGGGGAGCAGCGGCUGGAGGAGCCGCGCCGCGCUCCGGCCGGGGUCGCGGACCGAGAGGGUGAGGCGGGGCCGCCGCCGGCCUCCCCCGGCGGGCAGUCGGAGCCCGACUCGCCGGUGGCCGCCCCCUUCUUCCUGCUCUACCCGGGCGAUGGAGGCGCCGGCUUCGCAGCGCGCCCGCCUCCGCCGCAGCAGCAGCGCGCCUGGAGGACCCCGCCGUCGCCGGGCUCCCCGCUGCCCUUCCUGCUGCUGAGCUACCCGAGUGGCGGCGGCGGCGGCAAGCAUCACUCUUGGGAGGAUUUGACAGAUUUGGUGGAGCAAAUGCGCGAUGAUACAGAAGACCCUAAUUAUCUCAUGGCUAACGAACGCAUGAACCUGAUGAACAUGGCCAAGCUGAGUAUCAAGGGCUUAAUCGAAUCCGCUCUGAACCUGGGGAGAACUCUGGACUCUGACUAUGCACCUCUCCAGCAGUUCUUCGUGGUGAUGGAGCACUGCCUGAAACAUGGCUUGAAAGCUAAGAAAACUUUUCUUGGACAAAAUAAAUCUUUCUGGGGGCCUCUAGAACUGGUAGAAAAACUUGUUCCAGAAGCUGCAGAGAUAACAGCAAGUGUUAAAGAUCUUCCAGGACUUAAGACACCAGUAGGCAGAGGAAGAGCGUGGCUUCGAUUGGCAUUAAUGCAGAAGAAACUUUCAGAAUAUAUGAAAGCUUUGAUCAAUAAGAAGGAACUUCUCAGGUACGAACAUCUUCUUGUUGGAGUUAUAGAUUUUUCAAUGUAUCUGAAGGAUGGAAACAGCAGUAAAGGUAGUGAAGGAGACGGCCAGAUUACUGCAAUUCUGGACCAGAAAAACUAUGUGGAAGAACUCAACAGACAUCUGAAUGCUACUGUAAACAACCUUCAGGCAAAAGUGGAUGCAUUAGAAAAAUCCAACACUAAACUGACAGAGGAACUUGCAGUCGCAAACAACAGGAUUAUUACCUUGCAAGAAGAAAUGGAACGAGUUAAAGAAGAAAGCUCCUACAUGUUGGAAUCCAAUCGAAAGGGUCCUAAGCAAGACAGAACUUCAGAAGGGCAAGCACUAAGUGAAGCAAGAAAGCAUUUAAAGGAGGAGACACAAUUACGACUGGAUGUUGAAAAAGAGCUGGAGCUCCAGAUCAGCAUGAGACAGGAGAUGGAGAUGGCUAUGAAGAUGCUGGAGAAGGAUGUCUGUGAGAAGCAGGACGCCCUGGUGUGUCUGCGGCAGCAGCUGGACGACCUCAGGGCUCUCAAGCAUGAGCUUGCCUUUAAGCUGCAGAGUUCAGACUUAGGAAUAAAACAGAAAAGUGAACUAAACAGUCGCUUGGAAGAGAAGACUAAUCAGAUGGCUGCUACCAUUAAACAACUUGAACAAAGAUUGCGCCAGGCUGAGCGAGGCCGCCAGUCUGCUGAGUUGGACAACCGGCUCUUCAAGCAGGACUUUGGAGACAAGAUCAACACUCUGCAGCUGGAAAUGGAGGCACUCACCAGGCAGCGGAACCAGCUUGAGUUAGAACUAAAACAGGAAAGAGAAAGAAGAUUACAAAACAACAGGAGCAUCCCCGGAAAGGGUUCCCAGAAGCCAGAACCGCAAAGGGAUGAGAAGCACAAAACUCAAGAGGAAAAUGUUAAACUAAAAAAGCCCCUGGAAGAAAGCCACAGGCUGCAGCCUCACCCUAUGGAUGAACAGGAUCGGCAGCUGCUUUCUGAGAAGCCACAGACGUGUCAGCUAUGCCAGGAAGACAGCAGCCUGACAAAGAAUAUGUGUAAGAACUGCAAAGGAACCUUCUGUAACGCCUGUUCAACAAAUGAACUGCCUCUUCCUUCAAGUAUCAAGCCUGAGCGAGUUUGCAAUCCCUGUCACAAGCAUCUGAUGAAACAGUAUUCCAGCAGCCCAUCGUAAGACUGGAGGCCAAGACCUGGACCAGAAUGUCUCUGCCUAUGUUAGAUGGCAGGAUCCUCUGGAGCCCAGACCUUAGCAGCAAGUCAAGAGUUUUUAGGAAUGAUUUAAAUAAACCAGGUCCAGGGAGAAAAGGCAGUGGUUGGGGGUACUGGAAAUUUUGCUCGUUUUCCCUAAUGAACUGUAUGAAUAAAAAUGACUCAGUUGAGCCUCUCUCUUCUAAAUCUAAACAGCCCCACUUUGAAGGAUUUAUUUUAUAGCAUGUCUUUGGAAGGGCUACUCAUGUUUAUGAAUAGUGAUAACACUGGGGUAGAUACAAUAGGAGGGUCCAUAGAUAAGAAUAAAAAGGAAAACGAUCAUUUCCUCUAUUACAUUUGCAGAUUCAAAGGGGAAUGAUAAAUGUUAACUGAGAUCAAAAUAACAGAUGUUACGUAUUUCCCCAGGUGCUGCUAGACAUAAACAUUGUUUCCUCUUCACCCAGCUAACUACCUCUUGUUUAAAGCAUCUCCACCAAACUGUGAACCCAAACUCAGGGAAAAAUUAAAGAGUAAUAUAAAUUCUGAAUGUACUUAAAGCAAUAUUGUAAUAUAUUAUAGUUUCAGGACCAGAAUUUUCUGGUCUGGACUUACAAGUGUUUCCAUUAUCAGAACAAGGAGGAGGAACAUUAGCUUUUUCCACUUAAUGACUUCUAAAGUGAGCAUCUGCCCUUUUCAGAGUCUCCUACUAUGAAACAAGGAAACUCUCUUCCCCAGUCCCUCCCUCCUCCAAGUCAUAAUGGAAAUUGUUAAGAAUUUUAAAGAUAGGGUUUGACUUUUGAGAAUAGGAAGUAUUGAAAGCAAGCUAAGUCUGGUGUAAAGUAAAAUUAAAUUUGUCCAUGACUGGGAACAAUUAGCUCAGAAUAUUUAUUAAAUUCUUUCUUGAAUAAGGGAUCCCUUAUUCUGAGCCAAGAAUUAGCACUGGUAGACAGAAUCUUAGAAAUUAUGACACUCAAAAAUCUUAUAGUAACAGUUCUUUGGUGGAAAAGAAGAAAGUGCAUUCAGCGUGGGAAGGAAAGAUGGUAUAUGCUGUUCUGAUGAUGUUACGUGUGUCUAGAUUGUUUGAUUCCAAUUAAGACCUCAGGAGAUAAGAUUCUGUAACUGGUUUAGAAUUCUGGGGUGGAAACAUCCUGGAACCUCGGUAUUUAAUAAAUUCUGGCUCCUGAAAAGGGUUAUAGCCUGGGAAAGGGUUAUUUCAGAAGUCUGGCCUGUUACUUGGUAAAGCUAAGUUUUGAGAGUAUUAAGGAAAAAUAAAAUCUGAUAAUUCUAGCUUA
Molecule: messenger RNA, 3382 nt
Organism: Hipposideros armiger (great roundleaf bat)
Lineage: Eukaryota; Metazoa; Chordata; Mammalia; Chiroptera; Hipposideridae
Gene: RUFY3
Product: RUN and FYVE domain containing 3
Exons: 18
Coding region: 97-2076 (659 amino acids)
Biological process (GO): regulation of axonogenesis
Cellular component (GO): neuronal cell body; dendrite; cytoplasm
Molecular function (GO): metal ion binding
Source: RefSeq, a predicted model, not a curated record